GGCUGCGAUUCCCAGUCUGCCCGCCGGCAGAGAAGGGAAGCGGGGAAAGGGGCGGGCGGAGGCGGGGCGGCAUCCGACUCUGGGAGAGCCGAGGGAGUAUCGCGGAGGCGACGUCGCCGGCUCUGGAAGAGGCGAAGCAGGCGGCGGAGCUCCUUUCCCCUUCUCAGACCCCGGAGCGUCCAGGACGUAGAGCCCGGAACUGGGGGGACGCGACGACUGCGGGGGCCCGCCGUAGAAUCUCCAUGGAAAAAGAGACAUGAAUGUCUGCAAUGAUAUUUCCUGACAAGAAGUUAAUAGGAGGAAAGGAGAUCACCAGUUAGAGAAAAGAAUUUCAAAUAACCAGGAUUUUAUAUUUAUUACCUCCAAUUAUAGACUUCUCUUGCCUACCUUUCAAUCAGAGAUAACUACAAUCAGAACCCAGACAAGGCAAAAGAAUACAUUUCUUCUGUAUCUUCUGAGAUCAAAGAAACUACAAUGUCUAGGAAACAAAACCAGAAGGAUUCAUCAGGAUUCAUUUUUGAUUUGCAGUCCAAUACUGUACUGGCCCAGGGAGGAGCUUUUGAGAACAUGAAAGAAAAGAUAAAUGCAGUGCGUGCAAUAGUUCCCAAUAAGAGCAACAAUGAGAUCAUCCUGGUUUUGCAGCACUUUGAUAAUUGUGUGGACAAAACAGUACAAGCGUUUAUGGAAGGUAGUGCCAGUGAAGUACUCAAAGAAUGGACAGUAACAGGCAAGAAAAAGAACAAAAAGAAGAAAAGCAAGCCAAAACCUGCAGCAGAAGCAAGUAACAAUAUCCCAGAUUCCAGUAAAUCGGUUUCCAUUCAAGAGGAGCAGUCCGCACCUUCUUCAGAAAAAGGUGGUAUUAAUGGUUACCACAUUAACGGUGCUGUCAAUGAUACUGAGUCUGUGGACUCCCUCAGUGAAGGUAUGGAGACACUUUCAAUAGAUGCCAGAGAACUGGAGGAUCCUGAGUCUUCCACACUAGAUAUGAUGGACAGAACAGGAUCCAUGCUGGAAAAUGGUGUCUCUGAUUUUGAGGUCAAGUCUUUGACUGUCCACUCUACUCAGAAUUCUCAACAAAAUAGGAAUGCUGGCAAAUCUCUCACAAGGCCCCAGUUUUCACAUCUGGGCAUGGAAGAUGUUCCACUAACUUCCACCAACAAAAAGCUGGGUUCCAAUAUUGAAAAAUCUGUGAAAGACCUCCAGCGCUGCACAGUGUCUCUUGCACGAUAUCGAGUUAUAGUGAAAGAAGAGAUGGAUGCUUCCAUUAAGAAAAUGAAACAAGCUUUUGCUGAAUUGCAGAGCUGUUUAAUGGAUCGAGAAGUGGCAUUGCUCGCUGAAAUGGACAAAGUGAAAGCUGAAGCAAUGGAAAUUUUGCUCAGCCGACAAAAGAAAGCUGAACUUCUAAAGAAGAUGACUGAUGUGGCCGUUCGAAUGUCAGAGGAACAGUUGGUUGAGCUCCGAGCUGAUAUCAAGCACUUUGUUAGCGAACGUAAAUAUGAUGAGGAUCUGGGACGAGUAGCCCGGUUCACCUGUGACGUAGAGACCCUAAAGAAGAACAUUGAUUCGUUUGGACAAGUGUCCCAUCCAAAGAACAGCUAUUCAACCCGGUCCCGAUGCAGCUCAGUUACGUCUGUGUCCCUGAGUAGCCUGUGUGAUGUCUCUGCUGCUUCCUCUUCCACCUGUGCCUCUGCUCCCAGCCUUACAAGCACUAACAAGAAAAACCUGGCACCAGGAGAGACUCCUGCAGGCAUUGCAAACUCCAGCGGCCGGCCCUACCAGCCUCGUCGAGAGGUGUUGCUGGGGAACAGAAGAGGAGGACAAGGCUACAGGCCACAAGGCCAGAAGUUCAAUGACCCCACAAACCAAGGGCAACAAGACAGUGCGGGCCGUUACAGAAAUAGCUCAUGGUAUUCGUCUGGUUCCAGGUAUCAGAGUGCACCAUCCCAGGCACCAGGAAAUGCUAGUGAAAGGGGCCAGGUUCACUCUGCAGGGACCAAUGGAACUGGAACCAGUAUGGAACCCAGCCAACCCAAGCCCUCGUUCAAAAGGGGCUCCCCCCAGCGCAAACCCAGGACCUCUCAUCCUGAAGCUGUGAACUCCUGAGGGAAAUUCCAGUUGAUCUCUCUUGUCUAUCCCACGCAAUUCAACUUGGUAACUGGACUUUGGGAAACUUAUAGUUAGAUUUAAUAACAAAAAGAAAUUUUCGCAUAUCACUUUUUAUGCCAUUCUAAAUAUUUUUGGUUUUUUCUUUCCUGAUUUCCUCUUUACCAUUUUUGGAGAGGAAGCUUUUUUUUCCCUUGACCUUUCCCAAUGAUAUGAAUUAACUCUGAUUGGUCAUUUCUACCAGGAAUCAUGGGCAACCAUUGCCAGGUUUCCCAAGGUUAAGCAGGGUUCUUCCCAGGGCCCCAGGCCUUUCAGCUGCCCGAAGAAGCCUUCCUCAGCAACCCCCUACUGUUCAGGCGCUCGAGGAGAUGAAUCAGGGCUAGUCCUGUUGCCUUUCCUGUCUAAGCAGAGCCACACAUGGCAUGUCGUGUUUGCUCUAAACAACAGUUUUAUCCAGGAGAGGCAAUGAGGGGAUUGUAUUAGCCACACUGAAUUAGCAAGAGAAGGAGAAAUUUAAUUGGUGAAGAGGAAAGAACAUUAGUAAAUAUGUGAUAAUCUUCCCCUCCUCCCAGAACGUGCCUGAGAUUGACACUCAAAUCAGCGUCUCAGUCUCUUGCCUGGCGCAGUAGCUUAACCUGCAGUUUCUAUUACCUUAGACAAUAAACCAGUUUUUGGGAAAGUAGCAUUUAAUUAAAGUUAAAAAAAGGGGAAAAAAUUCUUUGUUUUAAUGUUUGAAGAUUUUUGUUGUUGUUAUUCUCUCUCUAUUUCCUGAAUUGUAUUCUUACCCUGAACCAAAUUUAUAGCAAUGUAAUUAGUGUUAAUCUAAGGUGUUACCCAUCAAAAAAAUUGCUGCAGUCUUUAUAGUUGAGUAAAUAAAAACAACUGCAUAAAUAUUCCCACAUUUGUUUCCCAGCAGCAAGUGAUUUCAUUUCAUUUUCUGUUUUUCUUUGGGCCUCAUGGGGUAGAAGUCUCUCAGACAGCUUGUUUGGGGCUUAAAUGAGGGUGUCUGAUGCCUAAGUUGUCUGUCCACCGCUUAGCUUCAGAACCAAAUUAAAAUGUGAAAGGCAGGAUGAGCAAAUGCAGCUGUUCCUGUGGGAAAGAUUCAUAGGAUAGGGA
Messenger RNA from Pteronotus mesoamericanus, 3219 nucleotides. It is a transcript of the gene SPATS2, whose product is annotated as spermatogenesis associated serine rich 2. Gene Ontology annotation, molecular function: protein binding. The record is from RefSeq and is a predicted model, not a curated record. The coding region runs from base 475 to 2103 and encodes 542 amino acids. NCBI's taxonomy places the organism in Eukaryota, Metazoa, Chordata, Mammalia, Chiroptera, Mormoopidae. The transcript is spliced from 13 exons. Gene Ontology annotation, cellular component: cytoplasm.